Fragaria vesca subsp. vesca is the source of this 2056-nucleotide messenger RNA. RefSeq names its product pentatricopeptide repeat-containing protein At1g77360, mitochondrial-like. Lineage: Eukaryota; Viridiplantae; Streptophyta; Magnoliopsida; Rosales; Rosaceae. Gene Ontology annotation, molecular function: protein binding. Bases 69 to 1544 code for a protein of 491 amino acids. The record is from RefSeq and is a predicted model, not a curated record. The transcript has a single exon.
CUCUGUUUUUGAUUCCCAAUUACAAAAUAUAGGGUUUGAUUUGUAUUGAUAGGGAAUUAGGGAGGAGUAUGAGCAGGAGCAAGCGACACCGUGAUUACCCUGAUCAACCCGAACCCGGACCCGAAUCUGGGAAGAAACACCAGCAUUCCAAUUCGGAGCCGACCUUUCCGUCAUACCUGGACUCUGGGAAACCCCUGCCUCCCAAAAUCAAGCUGCUGUGUGCAAUUGUGGCCGAAAUCCACUGCCUCUCGGUGGAAGAGACCUUAAACGACACCGGUAUUCGGGUGAGCCAACAUGACGUGGAAGAGGUCCUCAAGCUCUCCUACGCUUUCCCGGGUCCCGCCCUCAAGUUCUUCCGCUGGUCUGGUCGUCAGCUCAACGAGCACCACUCUCCCUAUGCUUGGAAUUUGGUUGUUGAUCUGUUGGGUAAGAAUUGCUUCUUUGAUGCCAUGUGGGACGCCAUCAAGUCCAUGAACAAAGAAAGGUUACUCUCUUUGGCCACUUUUGCUUCUGUUUUUAGUAGUUAUGUGGUUGCCGAUAAAACCCCUGAGGCUAUCAUGACCUUUGAGGUUAUGGACCAAUAUGGUGUUGCUAGAGAUAUUGUGGCGUUCAAUUCUCUCUUGAGUGCCAUCUGUAGAGAUGGCAAGACCUCCGAUGCCUUUGAUUUUUACUACAUUGCUAAGGAUAAGAUCAGGCCGGACGCUGAUACUUAUGCCAUCCUGUUGGAGGGGUGGGAGAGCGAAGGCAAUGUUGCCUCUGCCACCAAGGUUUUGGAUGAGAUGGUGAGUCAGAUUGGUUGGGAUCCCACCAAUGUGCCCGCCUACGAUUCAUAUUUGAAUACUCUGCUCAAGGGGAAUAAUGGGAUUUGCGUGGCGCUGGACUUUUUUGACACCUUGAAAGCUAAGAGGUGUUAUCCGGGGGUUAAGUUUUUCAGGCUUGCACUUGAUGAGUGUGUCAACGAAGGCAAUGUUGGUGGAGCUGAGGCUCUUUGGGAGGCAAUGGUAGGGGGACUUGGUUUGCAAGCUGAUACCAGUAUGUAUAAUUUGAUGAUUUCUUUGCAUUGCCAUGGAAACAAUAUUAGUGUAGCAAAAAGGAUGCUGGAUGAGAUGGUCUACAAUGGGGCAUUCCCAAAUUCGCAGACAUAUAACAUGGUGUUUAAGAUGCUCAUUAAGAAUAGGAAGUUACAGGAGGCUGGGGCUUUGUUCACUGAGAUGAUUAAAAAUGAGUGUAUUCUGGACCAGGUUAAUUGUACUGCUGCAGUCAGGAUAUACUUGGAUUUGGGGGACCCUUAUUUUGCUAUAAAAGUCUGGAAAUUUAUGAUAGAAAAUUACCAUUCUGGCUUGGAGGAAACUGGGAAUUUUUUGGUUCUAGGACUUCGCGAUAUGAACAGGGUCCCAGAAGCAGUCAAGUAUGCAGAGGAUAUGAUCCUAAGAGGAAUCAAGUUGAGUUCUUCUUCAAUGUCGAAACUCAAAGACAGCCUUGUCCGAGCAAAGAAGGAAUACAUGUAUGUUGAUCUUGCAUCAACCAUGAACACUGUUGGGUAGAAGUCAACAAAUCCCUGGAACUUGUCUCGCAAUGUCUGGAUCGAGUUUAUUGCAACCUGCAAGUUCUGUGAUGGCUGAUUGACUUUGUCAUAGUGUGUGAGCACGAUUGUCACAUUUGGUAGCAUGCAUUGCUGAACUGCUCUUUUUAAAUUUGACACUAUGAACCUGAGUGAAUACUGGAGGUCCUCUCUAGCUCUGUUGCAGUCUUUGGCUCUCUAUUGUUUGUUUUCCUAAAUAGACUGGAAACUGAGAGAAAGAAUGCCCCGGAAACAUGAGAUCAUGGAGGGAAUAUAAUUCAUGCUGACCAGCAAGAUCUCAUAUCGAAAUCUUCGUGUCAUCUUCUUUGAAUGUUUUGAUCUUCACUCCAACCGAUCUAACUGCUUGCUCAACUGGGUUUCCUAGAGAUCUUACUUGGUCCACAAGGGGAAGCUUUGAUGAGUAGAAAGUCUGCAGUAUUGUAUUACACAAUGUAGUCUUACCUGCAAAUAAAAAUCCAAAUUUGUUUUUGAAGC